AUGGAUCUACCUUCUGGAGAUGUGGAACCACAUUCCUUAAAGCCUUAUUGGAAUUUUAAGUUUGACCCUCAUCGAAUUCAUUUCCAUACUGAUGUCUUGACCAAGAUUAGCAAAAAGUCAGAGUUACCUGAAUUUACUAGACAAAUGUCUCUGGAAACAAUUCAUAGCAUUCCAUCUUCGGUUCUGAAAAUGUACACUGAUGACAGUAAAGGAGAUAGUGGCGUUUCUAUUAGUGGCGUGCACAUUGAGACACCUGAAGGAAUUACUGAUAUUUUAUUUAGUAAUCCUGUCAACUGUUCUUUGAUCAGAUUUGAGCAAAGCAAGAUGUUCACUGUAGUUCGGGGUAUUUUUCAAUCUGGUCUCUUACAAACAACGGAGAUAAAGAAUGAUUACAAAACUUUUAGACUCCAUUACACUUUUACAGUCGGACUUCUCCUGGCUUUCUUUGUAAUUGUGACUACCAAGCAGUUUGUGGGCGAACCUAUUGAGUGUGACGUCACUGAAGAGGGUUCAGCGGACUUAAUCAACACCUACUGCUGGAUUCACUCCACUUACAUCAUCCCCAAAGCCUUUUACAAAGUGGUAGGCAUAGAAGUUCCUCAUCCCGGCAUAGAUGGAACCCAAAAUGCAAGAGAAUUCCGCUUCCUUCGAUACUAUCAAUGGAUCUACUUCAUGCUUUUCUUCCAAGCAGUUCUGUUCUACAUUCCAAGAUGGCUCUGGAAAGUGUGGGAAGCCGGGAAAAUGAAGACUCUGACCAAAGAUCUAGGAGAUCCCUUGCUCCCCGACCUGGAACUAAAAGAAAAAUUCGGUAGUUUAACUAAAUAUUUAAUUCGAACCUGGACAGCUCAUGAUGCUUACGCUGUUCAGUACACUGUCUGCGAGUUCUUAGCUCUCUUCAAUGUCAUCGGACAAAUGUUUCUUUUGGAUACUUUCUUCGGUGGCAGUUUCUUAAAAUAUGGCCUCAGGGUCAUCGAAUUCCAGCUUUACGAAGCUCCUCGGCUAAGGGCCAACUCGACGGUUGACCUCAGGGGCGAUCCGAUGAUUAUGAUGUUCCCUCGAGUCUCCAAGUGUGUGUUUCGGAAAUACGGACAGUCAUCGGCGAUAGAAAUCUACGAUGUCCUCUGUGUCAUGCCCAUGAAUAUUGUCAAUGAAAAGAUUUACCUUUUUCAAUGGUUUUGGUUCGUGAUACUCAUCGUUUUAACUAGUUUAUCAUUAAUGAUGGACAUACUGUUGAUUUUCUCCGUCGCUGUAAGAACUUACACUUUGCAAACUCACUUUCAUUUGGUUGAUAAAAGGGACAUUCGAAUACUGAUGCGAAAAGGAUCUUUCGGGGAUUGGUUUGUCAUUGAUCUUAUUGGACAAAAUAUAGAUAAUGUCCUUUUAAGAGACAUCGUGGUUGAGCUAGCGAAAGCUCUGUCUGAUAAUUAUAAGCUAUUAUGA
Molecule: messenger RNA, 1440 nt
Organism: Argiope bruennichi
Lineage: Eukaryota; Metazoa; Arthropoda; Arachnida; Araneae; Araneidae
Product: innexin shaking-B-like
Exons: 3
Coding region: 1-1440 (479 amino acids)
Cellular component (GO): plasma membrane; gap junction
Molecular function (GO): gap junction channel activity
Source: RefSeq, a predicted model, not a curated record